Nomia melanderi (Alkali bee) is the source of this 5095-nucleotide messenger RNA. RefSeq names its product phosphatase and tensin-like protein (gene Pten). NCBI's taxonomy places the organism in Eukaryota, Metazoa, Arthropoda, Insecta, Hymenoptera, Halictidae. Gene Ontology annotation, biological process: protein dephosphorylation; cell motility; negative regulation of cell population proliferation. Gene Ontology annotation, molecular function: phosphatidylinositol-3,4,5-trisphosphate 3-phosphatase activity; protein tyrosine phosphatase activity. Gene Ontology annotation, cellular component: cytosol; plasma membrane; nucleus. The record is from RefSeq and is a predicted model, not a curated record.
CGUAUCGCGUAUGCGUAUACCUAUAUACCUACGUGCUACGCUUCUACCUACGUUAUCAAACCAAGGGAAUAACGUAGGGAUUGCUGUUGUUUUUUUUCCCCUCCGAGCGUGUAUGCGAAUCCGUACGGGUUCCAUGCAUCUCGACGGAUCACCUCUCCGCAGACCGUUUCACUCUCGCGAUAGAACGAUGGAUCAACCCCGAGUUAUUGCUUUGACACGAUGACACGAUUGUACCACGGGAACGUGAUCAUACUAUGAAUGGAGGUCUGUUAUCGAGUUUACUUUUCAUCUAAAGUGAUCGAACGAAAGGUUGCCGAUUCCAAACAAGUUAGACAGAACAAACUCUAUGGGUUUCCUCAGAAUCUCUUCUGGAUAUUAUUAUUAUUUCUUAGAAAUUCACCGUAAUUGGGAGUGCCGCUGUGUUGAACCGCAGUUGAACAUGCUCCAAAAGUAUUGCUCUGAAUUUUCUGUUACAUACUACAAGGAAAGAUCGGUUCUUUAUGUUACGAAUGUAUUAUGGUGUCUCGAGCAGCUCAUUUGAAAUCUCGAGCAGAUUACCCGCAAAUGUCAUGCGAACUCUUGAUUAAGAAGACCGCGAACGGUGUAUCAGUGAAACUGGCAUGAAAAUGUGAUGUUAAGUGGCCUCUGUGGUGUUCUACAAACGGUGCUUAACCUAACUUUUCUUCGACGCUUCUACACGGCGUUUUCUUGCGAGAGACCUACAGGCAGCAGGCUAAAUAAUAAAAUCUCAGAGCACAUCUCAGCCCCAGUAACACCCCUCCAUGUUUGUCUGGAGGAACAAAGAGGACCAAAACUGGGCUCUUGUGACGCCUCGGCUCGUAAGCCACAGGCUAAAAAGUUAUUUGAAAAGCAGGAAGCAGAAGAAAGGUGUAGUGAAGAAGAAGCGGAGACUGAACUUUUUAGACUCGAGGCAGAAGAUUUAAAACAGAGUCAUUCGAGCAUGGCCAAUACUAUCAGUAAUAUGAAAAUGACCAACCGCAUCAAGGGACUCGUGAGCAAACGUCGCAAACGGUUUACAGAAGAUGGUUUUGAUCUUGAUCUCACAUAUAUCAGGGAUAACUUGAUAGCAAUGGGUUUCCCCGCUGAAAAAUUAGAAGGGGUUUAUAGAAAUCAUAUUGACGAUGUUGUUAAAUUCCUGGAGUCCAGGCAUAAAGACCAUUAUAAGAUUUACAAUCUCUGUUCAGAGAGGACGUACGACUUUAAAAAGUUUAAACAACGGGUAGCUACUUAUGCAUUCGAUGAUCACAAUCCACCGAUGCUGGAUCAAAUAAAACCAUUUUGCGAUGACGUCCACCAAUGGCUUUCCGAGCACCAAGAAAACGUAGCUGUAGUUCACUGUAAAGCGGGUAAAGGUCGAACAGGCGUAAUGGUUUGUUGUUACCUUCUUCACACCAAACAAUUUCACACAGCCACAGAAGCUCUUAAUUAUUAUGGAACUAAAAGGACGCACGAUAGGAAGGGGGUAACGAUACCUUCCCAGAGAAGGUACGUCGAUUAUUAUGCCACUCUUGUAAAGGACGGUUUGAACUAUCAACCGGUGAAGUUGUUGUUGCGGAAAAUAGAAUUAGAUCCAGCACCUAUAUUUCACGGAGGUCAGGGAUAUUUGCAUUGUGUGAUAUCCGAAUCGAAAGAGAGGAUAUUCAGUUCGGAUAUAGUAGAAGUACGAAAAGGAAUAUCGACUGUCUGUAUCCCCUUGAAACAUAGCGUCGCGUUAACAGGGGACGUACGAGUGGAUUUUUUUAAUAGACCAAAAAUGAAGCGAAAGGAGAAAUUGUUUCAUUUCUGGUUCAAUACAUUCUUUGUACGGGACUGCUUUACGCCAGAAUACGAUAACGGAGAGUUACCGAUCGAUCGAUCGACAAGGGCAUUGAGUUGCGAUGGCACGACUAUGGAGUUGCCAAUGGUAAUGCCGCACGUGAAGCCUAGAACCGGAUCAUUGGCAAGCCUCGGACCUAUGCCAGCUACACUCGUCUUAAGUAUAGAUAAAUGGGGUUUGGAUAACGCACAUAAGGAUAAACAUCACAAAGCUUACAGUGCGGACUUUAAAGUUAGCUUAUUUAUGCAUCGAGUGGGCGGUAGUAUGUCCCAAACUGUGCCAGCAACGGCAAACAGAACAGGGGAGGGUAUACGAAUAGGGAUGGGAGGACAAGAAACUCCCAGUGAAUCGAGUGAAGUGGACAGCAGCGAAUGUGACACGACUGGGGAUACAACCGGAGAUGAAGAUGGGGAAUUUGUGGACAUGGACCAACGAGUCGGCCGGUACCGCCUUCUCUCGAACGGAGGAACGAUAGACGUUUUGUGAGUUCAUCGCCAGUCAUCCAUACAUGGGAACACCACCUUUCUACCUUGGUACCGCGCGAACUUUCGUUUUCCAACUGUACCAACUGUAUCGACUGUAUCGCGUGUGCCGUUACGUCGUUCGACCGGAGUUCGCUGAACGAUACAUAGAACGUUGCCACGACGCUGUCACGUCGCAUGAAACGAUGCCCCGAACCAACGAAUCGUCUCGGAACUCGAGCACUCUUUUUUUCUCUCAACUCCACACGUGUUACCAUUUCGUUCUUCCGACUUUCCGACUGAUCCGCACCCUCUUCGUUCCCAUUUCCUUUCCCUAACUCUCUCUCUCCCUCUCUAGCAUGUCGCUGUUUUACACUCACACACACAUACACAGACAUUCUCACUCUCUCGUUAUUAAGCGAAAAUGUAAGAUGAUUCGUGUAUCAUCGGUUACCAUCAACCCGGCAUCGUCGAGAAUCGACGAUCAGACGUUAACCCGCACGCGAAAUACGUUCUAUGUAACGUUCCUUCCAUGUUUUUCUGCCGUCGAUCGGUUAAACUCGAGAAACUAGUAGAGUUCCGUCUGUAACGCGGUCGCAGGGUGUUCAUCAGCCGUGCCCGAGCGAUCGCGUUGGUCGGUUGACGAUCGACGAAACUGUCUUUCGUAGGUAACGCGUCCAGAUGGAAUCGUAUCCCGUUCAAAGAGGAAUAGGUAUUUUCGUAACGUCGGUAGAUCGUAAAUUCGCGGCGGCGGCGGCAGCGGCGGCGAUGACGACGAUAGCAAGCGUGACUGCGACUACGACUGCGACUACGACUGCAAUAAUAGCACGCCGAACGGCAACGGUAACGAAUAGAACGAUAAUGAUAACAGCGAUGACGCUCGUCGACGAUAGCGAUCGCGGCUAGAGCAAAAAUCCUGGUAUCAGGCCAAGCGAAGUGCGUGUGCACGCUGUAAACGGAGAAACGUCGCGUCGAUAGGGUCGUCGCCGUUAUCGGUACUCGUCCGAUUCACGAUAAACCUGUACCUCUCCGAAGAAUGGCUACGGUUUGCCGAGCGCACGGAACGGAGGAUCCCGAGGAGCGCGAGACGUGCUCGACAGCAAAGCCGACGUCGACGCCGACGCCGAUGCCGACGCAGACACCGUCCUUCCCGACGAGUUUACCGAUUUCUUCGAUGCAUCGCGCCGCGACAGCCCGAUUUCCCUUCUCGUCCCGCGGUCGUCGUCGGGUUCCCCUCGCGAUCACGCGUUCGUUGAAACGAGAACCCGCGUCCACGAUUCGGAUCGCGGGCGCCGCGAGAGUAUAAGAGAGCGCGCGAUGUUCCUAGAGUUAUAACGGAACCGAGGACAACUGCGAAAAGAGUGCUCGGUCGAGCCGAUGUCGAAGCGGAAGCGUGUAACAUAUGUAUGUAAAAUGAGCGUGAACGCGCGGGAUGUGUCACGAAGCGAGCGAAUUCGCGGCGAGCGAGCAAAACCGGGUCCCGUUUCGCGGGGAGCGGCGAGAGCCACGACGAAACGGAGACGCUUGGGUCCAGGUUGCGAUUGUUCGGAGGACGAAGCGACUCGACCGUUUCAUCGCGGACGCGAUCGUCGACCGAAAGCGUAGGGCGACAACCGAUUUCCCUUGGGAGCAUCCGCGUCCCGCCGAGAUCCAUCGCGCGGUUCAACUGUUCAGGUCCCGUUGUAGAGAAACGUUCGGCGGACCAGCGAGUUCGGCUGGCGCGACGGCGAACGAUCGACGGACAUGAUUAUUUUAGCGUCACGCCCCGCCCGGAACCGAGUCCUUCCAAAGAGAGAGAGAGAGAGAGAGAGGAUACGAUCUCGAGAGCGAGCACGAGUAGAAAAUGGAAUCUGGACGCUUCGCGACGAACGGUGUUGUUCGCUCGAGCGACUUAUCGGACGUACCUCAUCGCUCGCGGACGUGAUCUUCCCAGCGUAACAAUAUGGAUUUAAUUAGAGUUAGUUUACGGUACGAUAAAUACGUUAGUACGCAAUUCACGUAAGGAUGUCGAUAGCAUGUGUUGGAAGGAACGCAUUCCCACGGGUUCGAGUUAAGUUCAAUAACGCGCGUACUCCUACGUUCCAUUUUUCUGUUGUCGGAACGAGGCACCCUUCGCGAGAUAACGAACCGACGAGAAGAACGAGAGGAUAGAGAAUUGAGCGAAGCCGGGAAGGGAUGGAACGGAUAGAGAAGGUGUAGAGGAGGGGAGGAGGAGGAGGAGGAGGAGGGAGGGAACGAAGAAGAAGAAACGAAUCGGUCGGGGAUCGAGCCGCGGAAACGGAGGAAAGAAACGCGAGAGCGAGCGAUAGUCUCCGCGAGAGUAGAACGGGCCAACCGAUCGGAUUACGAGUCGUCCAAACGGAUUAGUAAAUUUACCUCGUUCGAAGAGUUUUUAAUUACAUCGCGCUCGCGGAUCGUCGAACUCGAACGUCGACGGUCCACCGGGCGAUCGUCGCAAUCCUUCGUCUCUUGUUUUUGUUCUCCACCCGCCGAAAACUAAACCCAAGGUAAACUUACUAAUAUACGUUCCUUUUAACCCUUGAACGAUAAUAGCAAUACGUACGCGCGAUAUCGUUAGCCCGCGCGAUACGUACACGCUUCUCGAACGUAUUUUUUCUCGUACGGAGUCCACGAAUACCGUUUUAUAAGUGACACCUUUUAAGAUUAACUUUUAUAUGUUUCAUGCGGAAUGUUCGAAAAUAUAAAUAAGAUGCAUUAUUUUCUCUGUGAUAAUUAUAUGCGAGCAAACUGUCCAAACUUGUCCCCUUCCAACCGACCGUUUUGCUUUCGAUUCUUU